GGGAAAUGGACUUGUUUGGUGAUCUACCAGAACCAUCAGCUGUGACUACAAGUAAUAACUUGUUGACACAAACACCGGGAAAGGUCAAUGAAGGAGAAGGAAGAGGGGAGAAGAGGAAAGACACAGAAGAUGUACUUUUUCAGAACAAGACUGCUAGCAGGACAAAAGCCUCUGUCAUGUUCAGAUUGAAGGGAUUUGUGGCGGAGAGACGUGGUGAAAGAGAUGAGAUGCAAGAUGCACAUGUUAUAAUAGAUGAAUUUACAUCAGAAUUCAAUGACCUUGAUCCAUCUAUUGUGCGUGUAGCUCUGUAUGCUGUCUUCGAUGGCCAUGGUGGUGCUAGGGCGUCCAGGUUUGCAUCCCAGCAUUUGCAUAAAAUUCUGCAAGAUAAUUUCCCUAAGGGGGACAUAACCCAGGUUGACAGAGAGAUUAAAAAGGCCUUUGUUGAAACAUGUAAAAGGAUGGAUGAAGAAUUUCUCAAGCUCGCCACUAAAAGUAAACCCUCAUGGAAGGAUGGCACCACAGUUUCCAUUGUUCUGAUAGUCAAUGAUACAGUCUACACUGCUAACCUAGGUGACAGCCAGGUGUUCCUGUGUCGUCAGAAAGAGGACAAACAUGUACCUAUACAUCUAACCACUGUCCACAACCCAUCGGCAUAUGAGGAGAGAAUCAGGAUCCAGAAAGCUGGUGGUUCUGUUAAGGAGGGUCGAGUAAUGGGAGUCUUGGACGUGUCACGCUCUAUUGGUGAUGGCCAGUACAAGAAACAUGGUGUAUCUUGUUUACCGGAUAUGAAGAAAUGUCAGCUCACACAUAACGACAGGUACCUCCUAAUUGCCUGCGAUGGAUUAUGGAAAGCCUUUACACCAGAGGAAUGUAUACAAUUUACAAACAGCAUUUUAGAGGAUUCAAGUAUACAAGGCACAGAUACACAGACAGCCUCGGAAGUUCAAUUAGACAGUGUCGUUAACAAAUUAGCUAAUACUGCGGUGUUAAGACUGAGUUCGGACAAUGUGACAGUGAUGGUGGUGGGCAUUAAAAGUGUUAACAGCUGAUACAAUACUUACCGUGUUGUCUCGGCAUAUAGACUCAAGGUCAACAUCUGAACAGAGAAUAUUAUCUCAAGAAGAAAAAUGAAUUCAAAUGUAUUUUUUUAUCUUCGAGUAAAGAAACAGGUCAUUAUUUCAUAUAAGACUAAAGAGCGACGGCUUAAAAAUCUGAAAAAGGUGUCACUAAGAUAAAAUUAAAGGAAAGACGAUGUGCAUCAUCGUCAAUAAGUACAAGAAGAUACAUUUCAUGAAAUAUUACUUAAGUUGACCUAGAAGGACUGCAGUUCGUAAAAAAAGUUUCAAACGCUAAGCCUGAAAUAAAGUUAAUGAAAUUCUGACAGGAGAGGACAAAUGGAAACUUUGCUAAGAGCUAGACUGCGAAAUAAUGGUUCCAGGGAUUGAGUUUUCUCUGUUUGCAUCCAACAAAAGUGACUUGAUUAUAUUUAUCUCGCUUUUUCCUAUCAUUAAUCACUACAGGUUGUAAUGGUGUACUCAGUACAUUAUCUCUACAUCUGAUGAAAUGUGUCUAAGUUUUUGUGCUGGGCUGAUAAUACAAACCAAUGAGCUCACUCAGUAUAUCAUCACUACACAUGAUGAAAUGUGUCUAAAUAUUUUUGCAAACCCUUGGAACCAAUCAAUAGAUGUCAAAGUGCUAAGAUGGUUAUCUGUAAAGUUUAGAAAUUACCUGGUGUCCUUGUAAAGGCAGAGUUCAAGUUUAAUUCCCUAUGUAAAUUUUAUGUUCAUCUACAGGUAAAUGAAAAAUAACAGGCUUGAAAUGGCUUGGAAUGGUAUUAAUUAAACAAUAAGUAAUUUAACAAAAAAUUUAAUACAAUAAAAAGACAAUUGAAAGCGUUUGGUACUUACUCAGUGUAUUUAGUUACUGAUCAUGUAUUAAGAACCCAUCGCCAUUCAUACUACAACUUCCUGAUGUAGUGAUGUGACAAAGUAACCCAAUCUCUGUGAACAUUGCCCCAGUCUGAGUCAAAAUUCAACAACUUUCUUAUAAUACCUCAGAGCUGGUUAUUUUCAGUAGUCAAAUUUUUCAUGAUUUGUUUUUAAAACAAUCAAUUUAUAUUACAAAAUGUUUGAUAUGCCCAUUAGAGACAAAUUUAAAUAAAUAAAUAAGAUAACUGAUGGGAAAUGCUUGUGUUUCAGUUAAACAACGGCAUGAAGAUUGAUAAUGAAAAUGGUAUGAAAAAUUUUAACAGUGUGAUUAAAAUUGCACAGAAUAAUCAUCCUCUAAUUUAUUUUAUUGAAAAUAAAUUCAAAUUGCUGUAAA
Molecule: messenger RNA, 2322 nt
Organism: Ylistrum balloti
Lineage: Eukaryota; Metazoa; Mollusca; Bivalvia; Pectinida; Pectinidae
Product: integrin-linked kinase-associated serine/threonine phosphatase 2C-like
Exons: 10
Coding region: 6-1049 (347 amino acids)
Biological process (GO): protein dephosphorylation
Molecular function (GO): protein serine/threonine phosphatase activity; cation binding
Source: RefSeq, a predicted model, not a curated record